CUUCCGAGCAAGCAAGCGCGGUGUAGCAGCAGACGAGAUGCUUCGUGGUCGCAGGUUGCAAAGAGCGCGCGGUUGGGAGAAUUGGGCGCGUGAGAGAGGGAAUCAAACCUCUGACCAUCAUUCCUUUGCCUCGCCUCCAACACGUUGUUUUCCGCGAUAACCUGGAUCUCCCCGCCGGGAUCUUUCUCACAUUUAGCGCAUAUCUCAGCCCAAUACACGUCAUGCUAGGUUUUUCUGUAUUUUUCUCAGGUCUUCCGAUGACUACCGCCAUGGUAAUCCCCGUUCCAGAUGGCCGUCGCGGUCCGUUUGCUGUGAACAAUAUAAGAGUACCUUGCGAAGCUGAUGCCCUCUUCUCUUCUGUCUGUUGACAUCGCCCAACCGCCGGGACCACUCCCAGUGUGCUCGCUGCCAUGACCGAAUACACCACUUCCUCAGACGCUGUUCGGGAGUACCUGACUGCCCAGGAACGCACCGCUCGAUGGGUCAAUGCACACUUGCCAAACGGUGCGAGUGCAGAGUUCCUUUCACCGUCGCAUCCACCGUCUAUCCUCGAUGACUCGGACGCGCCUAGCUAUGGCCCGGAUUCUGACAACGAAAGCAGCCAUUCGCUGCCACCACGGAUGGUCUUACACUACGGGGGCGGCAAGCCAGAUAUACCCAUAUCUACGGAUUACGGGGGCUCUCACUCGCGGACAGGAUCAAAGACGCAUGUUGCCACACAUAGGCGUUCGAAAUCGGGAUCGCAUGUGCAGGACCGCCAGAGCAAAACGUCCAAGACCCAGGUACCCUUCACGCAAUCCGUUUCGUACGACCCGAGUCACCCUACCAAUUCGCCGCCAGUAGAGGAUCCCUAUACGCCUCCUCACUCUCCAGAAAAUAUUAUAAUUCUCCCGUCCCGUCAGGAGAGCGAGGCCCAGCAGCCCACUCGCGAAGGCUCACAGGCAGCGCAAAGCCCGUCUCAUAACUCCCCAUCUGACUCUAGAUCGCAUUCGCAAUCUCCAUUAGGUGCACCAGGGUCUUUGUCGCUGCAAGGCGAACUCCCUCCUCUGCCACAGCAAAUUCCGAAUGCGGCCGAACGGGCGUCGCAUUCGCCGUCUUACAAUGGCUCCCAGCAAGAUGUGGUUGCGCCAUCGCCAAUGCGCGCUUUCGACCAGACACGGGUCCCUCUCCCGGUUGGUCUGCCACCGAUGGUCUAUUCUCACUCGCGUUCUCCCUCCCACCCACAUGCCCCGCCAACCUCCUAUGUCUCUAGCGCACGCUCUGCAACAGCACAAUCUCAGUUGCCCUAUGCAUACCACCCGCCAGCAAUUGUCUAUGCCCCUUCAUCGAAGCAUUCCAAGUCGCACUACAGCCCUCCUGCGAUCGUGUACUCUCCGUCGGCCACCCAGGCCCCUCGCUCUCGUGAGGCGCCUACAAUUGCAUACAGUCAUUCUGCACCUGUUCCCCAGCUAUCUCACCGGCCUCGGUAUGGCAGCACCCCUUACCAUUCCAUGCACUCUUCCCCGACUAUCGCCGAGGAGCCCGCGCUAGUUCCAUACGGCAGAAGCUACAGCAGCGGCCGUAGCGCGAGCCGUGACGCUCGCACCCCUGCGACGAGCGUCAUGUACGUGCCCGCAGAUCCGCGUCCGCGCUCACGGCCAUCGCGCGACUCGUCACCCAGCGACGAUGAAAGCGAGCGCGGGAGUCGCACCUCAGGAAGCACAUACUACGUUUUGCCGACUCCAGGCCAGAAAGUCAAAAUCGUCGUGCCUCAUGCGGCUUCUAUCUACACAGCGACGUCGACGACCAAAUCGGCCCAUUCUCCGCAGUCCGCACAUUCAGGGUCCAAACGGCCUUUCUUCCAGCGAAUCUUCAGCAUCCCGAAGCUGCCGGGCUCUUUGGUGAGCACGGAGUCGAGGGGGGGCAUGGGUAAGAGGAUGUCCCGGAGACACACCGUUAGCGAAGCUCACCUGCAAGCAAGCAUGGGCGUUCCUCACCGGUAGGCUCCGCAGCUGGCGAUUACCCUUGUGGCGUAAUUGGAAGCAGCGCUGUCGCACGAAGUGAAAAUUGAUUACGGUUUGGGUCGGUGAGAAUUGUCGGCGUCCAGUUUUGCUUGAGAUCAUCGUCCACCUUUACCGCAUGAGGUUAGUUUGCCGUCUAUGACGAUCACUCAUUCCUGCAUGAUCCCCAUUCGCAACGCUUCACACUAGAGUACUGUCGUCACAGACAGCAUCAUGUAGCCAGUUUUGAUACCUAGGAGACACGAGAUAUCCAUGGACAAUUUUUGUCGCUUGUUCGAACUGAUAGUCGGGACGACAAUCAAAGUACACAAGUCCACAACUU
This is a messenger RNA of Laetiporus sulphureus 93-53, 2322 nucleotides long. RefSeq lists its product as uncharacterized. The record is from RefSeq and is a predicted model, not a curated record. NCBI's taxonomy places the organism in Eukaryota, Fungi, Basidiomycota, Agaricomycetes, Polyporales, Laetiporaceae. Bases 411 to 1982 code for a protein of 523 amino acids. The transcript is spliced from 3 exons.